AUGCCCAACGACAUUUCAUCAGAUGCCGCAACCGCAUCCGGCUCGCAAGCAAAAGCCAAAACGCUCCAGUCUGAACCAUCUUCCACCGCAACCACCGCCUCACAGCAGGCGACGAGUCAUCCCACCAAGAACCUGCGAUGUAUUGACAACGACGUGAAGUUCAUCCAAAAGCACGCCGAGCAGGGGACAACUCACCUCGCCCAGGAACUAAAGUGUCUUGACAGCGACCCCAAAUUCGCCGCAUCCCACGGCGCACAGGAGCCAGCAACUCCCACGAAGAAAAAAAUUCGGUGCAUCGACAACGACCCCAAGUUCGUCCAAAGGCAUGGCAAGCAGCCUUAA
Metarhizium brunneum ARSEF 3297 is the source of this 342-nucleotide messenger RNA. RefSeq lists its product as uncharacterized. NCBI's taxonomy places the organism in Eukaryota, Fungi, Ascomycota, Sordariomycetes, Hypocreales, Clavicipitaceae. The record is from RefSeq and is a predicted model, not a curated record.